UAAGGUCUAUAUGUUGGUUUGUUUCCUUUACUGUUAGACAGAUACGUCAAAGUACCCUCCUCGAAACGUUCAGUUGUCCCAAGAACAUUGUUCGGAGAAAGAGCAUUCGUUGUAAGCUCUAUAGAUGUAAACAUAAAGUUGUGUAAUUCAUAGUUCAUAGUUGGGAACGUCAUAAACAGAGAAAUGGUCACCUAGAAAAUACUCUUGGAAGGGACUCCGGCUUUUGUUGUUGUUGUUGUUGUUGUUGUUGUUGUUGUUGUUGUUGUUGUUGUUGUUGCUGUUGUCGUUGUUGAUUUCUUAAAUGAUUGAUCAACAGACGAAAGGCAGUUUUGAGACACAUUUCAAAACACCAUGCACAAAUCAGUAACAUGAAUUUGCAUACUUCACAGUGUAUAUGCCGUUGUCUGUGCAUAUUUCACAGUAUAGUAUUAUGCUGUUGCCUGCCAUUGUAAUUAUUAGAUAAAUGUAAUAAUAGAAUUUUUAAAAUCUGUAUGAAUAACGAAGUUAAUGCUUCUUUUUUAAAGUGCUCCAAAACAGCGCAUCAUCUACUUUUGGCGAGUGACCGGAAUGCUUGCUCUCUAUUGGUUAAUAAUUAGAUCAUAAUCAUUUCUUUUCCGCCCAAAGCAGGCAGGUCCAAGUACUUCGCAGAAGUCAUCACAGAAAGGGUCUGCCCAGUCUCUGAAUGCUAGCAAGGUGGCUGAGGACCCAGGUCCAAGUACAUCAAAGAAAUCUUCACGGACUGAGUCCCGGAGAGGGUCAGCCGAACCGGUGGACACUGACCAGGAGCCAGGUCCAAGUUUAUCCAGGAAAUCUUCAAAGACAGCGUCCAGGAGAGGGUCAGCGGAACCGGUGGACAAUGACCAGGAGCCUGGUCCAAGUUCAUCCAAAAAGUCUUCAAAGACAUCGUCCAGGAGAGGGUCAGCGGAACCCAUGGACAAUGACCAGGAACCAGGUCCUAGUUUAUCCAGGAAGUCUUCAAAGAUAACAUCUAGGAGAGGGUCAGCGGAACUGGUGGACAAUGAACAGGUAAGACAAAACUUCUUGGCAAAACGGUGUUUACAUUGUACUUGAUACUGGAACUCGAAAAUUCCCCUACAAGGAUAGAAGUGGAGUUUUUCCUUUGUCUUUUUGUUGGGUU
Molecule: messenger RNA, 1138 nt
Organism: Aplysia californica (California sea hare)
Lineage: Eukaryota; Metazoa; Mollusca; Gastropoda; Aplysiida; Aplysiidae
Exons: 5
Coding region: 683-985 (100 amino acids)
Source: RefSeq, a predicted model, not a curated record